UGGUUUCAGUAGAGUAGCAGUGCGGUGUUGCUGCCAGUAGUGCUGCCGUCGGGCAUUCCUUCGAACUUCCGUGGGAAAAGCUCUCAGGUUCGGAAGCUGGAAAGGCUAAUGGCGAAUCAGGAGCGUCCGCUUGCUUCGCCAGACCUUUGGAUAUCGUGACUUCAGUUUGAUCGUAAAAGUUGGACAAGCGUCCAUUGCUGAUGAGUUCGAAGCUUGAUUAGCUGGUGACCUACAAGUGGUAAAUCGAUUUCCAUCCCGCACUCCGAUAAGAAGGAUCGCAAAAGUCCCGGCGGUGAUACAUGCAGGCACAACAUAGUGGCCAACGGUACCUUGCUGCUAUCGUAAAAGUGUAUUAAAACGGGGUUGCGGGACAAAUUGGGCGACAUCAUUUCAAACAUAUUGUUUGCCACAACGGAAGGCGCCAGUCAAGAGAGCGAAUUUAUAGUGAAGUGCAUAUCGGUAAGCGUGUGGAUAAGGAUAAGCUACAGCCGGCCAGCCAACAUGACCAACUCGAAUGUGCAAUGUGCUCGGUGCGCCCCGGUGACGAUCGGGCGAGCGUUUUAACGGGUUUCGCCUUAUCGUUCCUAUUCAUCGAAGUAAUUGAUCAUUUGGUCGCAUCAAUCGACGGCGGCGACACCGGACACCUCCGGACCGGUAGAUAACUAGAUAGAAAGACCGCCCGCAUCAUGAAGACCCCCAUCGUAAGCUGGUUCAGCCAGUCCGGUGGCGUAAAUCCCACCCAGAUAGCCAUCUACGGUUCGGUAUCGUUCCUGGUCGUAUCCCUGCUAGGGUUGCUGAUCUACAUUACCUGCUCGAGGCGGUACCGGCUCAACUGGUACGAAAAGAAUCUGCUCGAAUCGGCCAAGGAGCGUGAAGCUGCCCAGCGAAGCAGUCACGAGGGACACAUAACCUGCCCAAUUGCGUACAACGUGGAUGCCGUUGCCGGGACGUCACGCUAUCUAAAUCGGGCCAAUGGUAGCCCGCAGACGAGGGCCGACCAUCCACCGUUCUGGGCGUCGCAGGGUCUUUACCGGAAGAGUGACAGCCGGGGGCAGUUGAUUGACACAUCGGAUGAAGAAACUACCGGCGAGGACAGCGGUGAUUCAGCCUGCAGCAGUAGUAGGUCAGUUAUAGCGGCACCCAGCGGUGCGGUGGCCAUCGCCAGCACGGGCAAACAUGUGGUGCUCGUUACGUCAAGCCCGGCCAAACCUACCACAUCAAUGGUGUCUACGGCAACAACUGCUGGCGGCCUGGGGACACCAGGGACAGCCAAGGUUGACAACCAGGGCAAGAUCGAUAUGCUAGACUCGGUCAGCACGUGCAGCACGGUGAGCCGGGACGAGCUCGGCGGUGAGGACGCCCGCGGUGCGAUACAUCUGACACUGAGCUACGAUCCUGCGGCGGGCAUCUUGAACGUGAAGCUUGUCGAGGCACAGGACCUGCAGCCCCAGGACUUUAGUGGGACGGCGGAUCCGUAUGCGAAGAUAAGGCUGCUGCCCGACCGGAACAACAUGUGGCAGACGAGGAUUCACAAGAAAACGCUCAACCCGGUGUUUGACGAGGACUUUGUGUUUGAGGUCCGGUCGGCUACGAUCGGUCGGCGAACGCUCGAGAUACUUCUGUUCGACUUUGACGCGUACUCACGCCACGUGUGCAUCGGUGGGGUACAGUUCCCGCUCGCCCAGGUUUGCCUCGCCGAACGGAUAGACAUCUGGCGCCCGCUGCUACCGUACACCGAGCAGGACAACAAGCAGGAUCUGGGCGAUCUAAUGGUUUCGCUGUCAUAUCUGCCCGCAGCCGAAAAGCUGACGGUCGUCAUCAUCAAGGCACGCAAUCUGCGCGUCAUCGACGGUACGCGAAAUUCGUCUGACCCGUACGUGAAGGUGUGCCUGUACAAUGCGGACGGUCGGCGGAUCAAGAAGCGCAAAACGACGGUGGCACGCAAUACGACCGCACCCGUCUACAACGAGGCCCUGACCUUCGACAUAAGUCGUGAAAUGUUGCGCGACUGCUCGAUCGAGUUUCAGGUGCUGCAUGACAGCCUGCUGGGGAGGAAUGAAACGUUGGGCCGGGCGACGGUCGGCAGUGGGCCCGAGUUCCGGCAGGAAAACCGGAAGUUCUUCGACGAGCUGUUCCGUACGCGUGCGGCCACUGCCCAGUGGAUAUCGUUGUGCGAGCUGAAGCUAAAGUCGGACGUGGUGGCGAAGAAAAAGUGAACGAGCUCAAGCGGGAUUCUAGGGGAAGCACAUGACACACACAUUUUAGCUAAGCUAAACUUACUGCACCGAUUUUCGGAAGUCAUCCAGUUACGUUUAAUGAUAAAAUCAUGAAAUUGUUUAUUUGUUUGAGCAAGCAACAAAGUAAUUUAUGGAACUGUUUUAUCAAGAAUUGAUCUCCGAAGUCUCCGAAGUCUACAAAAAGCUCUGUUCAUAUUUCUUUCUGGUGUCCAGCGUUGGGUUUUCCUGUAACGAAAAGUCUGCAGUUUAAACGAUCCUUUAAAGGUUUUUGAAGUUGGAAGUACAACAGAGAGAGAGAGAUAGAGAGAGAGAGAGCGAGAACUUCAUUUACUGAUAUAAUUUAUUCACGAUUCCCCGCACCAUGUUUCACGCCUUCCUGGAAGCACUUAUUCACAGGGGCGUCAUAAAUCACGUUUGUUCCUAUGGCGCACCCCCAACCCAAAAUGCACCUCUCCAUUUUACAAACGCACACACACACGUUAAAUAUUUACAACAAAAUAUACAUGUAUCCGUAUACAAAUAUCAGACAGAAGCUGGGUGGGAAAGUGGGAAAGCGAACGUAAAAUGAAAUAUGGCCGGGACAGCAGAAAGAAAGGCAACAAAAUAAAAUAUAUCAAUAAGUACAGAGUAAACGUUUCAAAGUACCACCAAUGUUUUUUUUUUUUGUCGGAAACGGAGGACUAUCAAACAAUCAAGUGCGAAUCAAAAACAAAACGGGAUACCUACACUAAAGCGUCGGAAGUCGGAAUUGUAUGGCAGGAACCAUAUAUAGAAGGAGAGAAUAUAAUGAAACAUAUUUAUACAACAACCAAAAACAGAGAUAGGGAGAGAUGUAUUUAGUAGAUGUGAAACAACCAAAAAAUUAACAAAUAAAACUAUUGUGUAUCUAA
Molecule: messenger RNA, 3127 nt
Organism: Anopheles stephensi (Asian malaria mosquito)
Lineage: Eukaryota; Metazoa; Arthropoda; Insecta; Diptera; Culicidae
Product: synaptotagmin-5
Exons: 6
Coding region: 687-2216 (509 amino acids)
Biological process (GO): regulation of calcium ion-dependent exocytosis; regulation of dopamine secretion; calcium-ion regulated exocytosis
Molecular function (GO): calcium-dependent phospholipid binding; clathrin binding; calcium ion binding
Source: RefSeq, a predicted model, not a curated record